Molecule: messenger RNA, 1942 nt
Organism: Procambarus clarkii (red swamp crayfish)
Lineage: Eukaryota; Metazoa; Arthropoda; Malacostraca; Decapoda; Cambaridae
Gene: Cdc37
Product: cell division cycle protein 37
Biological process (GO): protein folding; protein stabilization
Cellular component (GO): cytoplasm
Molecular function (GO): protein-folding chaperone binding; heat shock protein binding; protein kinase binding
Source: RefSeq, a predicted model, not a curated record
UCGUAAUCUUACAUUAUACAAUGUUUCACACACUAUUAAGGUUAGAAAUAAAUAGAUAAAUGUAAGAGGCAAGUUGUGAGUGUAUGAGAAGCUUGGUGUGUACGAGACGACCACAACACUGUCAACAUGGUAGACUACAGCAAGUGGAAGGACAUCGAGAUUUCAGAUGAUGAGGAUGAUACUCAUCCCAACAUUGACACUCCGUCUCUCUUUCGAUGGCGUCACCAAGCCCGGCUGGAGCGUAUGGCAGAAAAAGAGAAAGAACUUGAGCGUGUUAAAAAGGAAAGAGAGGUAUAUGAAAAGCAGGUGGAGAGUCUAAAAGAAAAGCUGAAGUCACCGGCAGUGGCUGAGAGCACAGAUAUGACUAAAAUAAAACAGGCGCUGUCUGAGCUGGAGAAGAAAGGGGAGCAGUUAGUCAAUAAACAGAAUGAAAUUGAGAAAAAAGAAAAGCUGGAACCUUGGAAUGUGGACACAAUCAGCUCUGAUGGUUUUAGCAAAACUGUUAUUAACAAACUUAGUAACAGGAAUACUGAUAACCUGAGUGAGGAAGAGAGGGAGAAGCGCAUGAAAGAGUUUGUUAAGAAGAAUGAAGCCAAUAUUAAAAAAUAUGGGAUGUUUAGGAACUUUGACGACUCUCGCCGGUUCCUUAUGGAACACACAGAGCUAGCGUGCGAGGAUACUGCCAACUACCUGGUGGUGUGGUGCAUCAACCUGGAGAUGGAGGAGAAGCAUGAGCUUAUGUCACAUGUGGCUCACCAAACCAUCUGCAUGCAGUUCAUUCUGGAGCUGGCCAAACAAUUGGAAAGGGAUCCACGGUCCUGCAUAUCUGCAUUCUUCCAUAGAAUACAGCAAGCUGAACAAGAAUACAAAAAAGCCUUCACCGAUGAACUGGACGGCUUCAAAGAUCGUGUGAGUAAGCGUGCUGCACAGAAGGUGGAGGAGCUGCUAAAGGAAGCAGAAGAGGAAGAACGGCAAGCUAGACUUGGUCCGGGUGGGCUUGAUCCCCUGGAGGUUUUGGAGACCUUGCCUGAGGAGCUGCAGAAAUGUUUUGAAAGUCAAAAUGUAGAGUUGCUGCAAAAGACAAUAGAAAAGAUGGAUCCGGAGGAAGCAACUUAUCACAUGAAGCGCUGCGUUGAUUCGGGGCUUUGGGUGCCUGAUGCAAAGGCUGCCAAGAGCGAGUAGCAAGUUGUUGGAAUAUUUGUCUUCUUAAUGUCAUGCAUUCAUACAGGUGAUACUUGCCUUGAUGCACUUGACAGUGCUAAUCCAAGUGAUAACUUAAAAAGCAGGGGAUGUGCUGUGUAUUUGUAACCAUAAGAAAUGUAGAGAUUCAAAAUGUACAUCCAAAAUUUGAAGGCUGAAAGUAAUGUCGAAUUACUUUCUUGAGUAAAUUAAGAAGUCUUUCAUAAUGUUUCAUUUUCAUGGUUCAUCAUCGUAUUAUUACUUUUAUUAUUAUUAAUGCAGAAUAUAUUACAAAAUGUUUAUAAUUAAGUGUAUUGUGUUCAAUUCUCUCUGUAAAAUAUGAAAGGUACACAUAUUGGAAUACAGUAUGUUUUGUUCAGUUUCUGAUGAAUAGCUUCCACUGACACAAAUGUUGAUUUUGACAGAGUUGAAUUUAAAUGUUUAUUCUUGUGGAUAUGUAGAGCAGUGCUCGUGUGGUUCAUCCUGUAGACAUAUUGGGCUCUUUGGCGGUAACAGUAUUGGACAAUCAUUUCAGUCCGUAUUUCAAUAUGUAGAAGUUGGACUAGGCUAUAACUGAGCCAUAUAUUAGGCCACAAUAUACAUGUCACAUUCUGAGCAACAUGUGAACAUAAUAGAGGAAGCAAACCAUACAAGCACUGCCCUAAUAUGUUCCUGCUCCUUAUAAAUGUGUUGCACAGUUUUAAUUACCUUCCCAUAAUUAUAUUGUCUAUAUACAUAUAUAUAUAAAUAAAUAAUGAAUAAC